Messenger RNA from Magnolia sinica, 809 nucleotides. RefSeq lists its product as uncharacterized. Bases 222 to 770 code for a protein of 182 amino acids. The record is from RefSeq and is a predicted model, not a curated record. NCBI's taxonomy places the organism in Eukaryota, Viridiplantae, Streptophyta, Magnoliopsida, Magnoliales, Magnoliaceae. The transcript is spliced from 6 exons.
CUCUCGGAUAUUUUCUCCUCGCCUUUCUUGUAUGUUUUAAAUACGUCCGCUUCAACUACCUAACAAACUCAGAAAACAAUCUCCAUCUCCCGCCCUCUUUCUUCUUCUCCUCUUUCUACUUCCCAUCUACAGUCCGACGAGAGCUUGGUUCUUCUCACGGUCCGUCACACCUCCAACACAACUCAGACUGAAACUUAUGAACUGAGUUUCUCCCGGUCGUCAUGGAUCUUAAUCAACGGCCGGGAUCUUACUAUAACGUGCUCAGCGUCGACAGGAAUUCUUCCGUCUCGGAAAUACGGAGCGCUUACCGCAAGCUUGCGAUGAAAUGGCAUCCGGAUAGAUGGACGACAAUGCCCUCGUUCAUAGAGGAGGCGAAGCGGAGAUUCCAGCAAAUUAAAGAGGCUUAUGAGGUUUUAUCGGAUGAGAGGAAAAGGAGAGUGUACGAUGCGGGUCUAUAUAAUCCAGAUGAAGAAGAAGACGAGGGAUUCUCUGAUUUUGUUGAAGAAAUGGUUUCGCUCAUGGCCGCUGUAAGGAGAGAGGGAAUCGGGACCGUUGAAAAGGAGAAGAGUUAUAGCUUACCGGAGCUACAACAUAUGCUGAUGGAAAUGGCGCGCGGCUGGGAUUCUCCCACGUGGAACUACAGAGGGAAUUCUAGAGGCUCGAAGCGAGCCCGACAAGACGCAGAUGCGGCGGUCCGUAGGAAACCGCAGUUCAACGUCGCCGGCAAUACUCGUGUCCACGUGUCAAAUUAUGAGAUGUUUGGAAGCUGAAGCGGAUUGGUUGCUGUACCACACAUCAGCUUUGUUGCU